Cylicocyclus nassatus is the source of this 870-nucleotide messenger RNA. NCBI's taxonomy places the organism in Eukaryota, Metazoa, Nematoda, Chromadorea, Rhabditida, Strongylidae. The record is from the annotation of a GenBank genome assembly.
AUGCGUUCUGAAGUGCACAAUCGUGCUGGUGCAUGGAGUACUGAAAUCGCAUGCUAUACUGCAAUUGGCAAGAUAAUAUGUAAAACAUUAAAUACCCCGUCUACUCCCAAUGACAUCCGCGAAAAGUAUAACAACUGGUAUGACGUAAUUCGUUUUCGCCAGACUCAUCUGUUGCCGGGUGCGACAUAUAUGAAGCUCGAUGAUUUCACAAAGCCGUACGGUGUACCUGAAAGAACUUAUGACCUGAAUACCGUAUUUGCUCAGUGCUGUCUCAUGUAUCCCGAGUUCGAUAUCUGGUUUGCUGAAGAAUCUCGUAAGGCUCAAAUCCAGAAGGAAAUACGUAAGCAGAACGCAGAGACUAACAAGACCCUCAUGAACCUCGACAACGAGUAUGAAAGUCUGAGAGUGUUUGUGUAUGACCUGCGCAAGGCAAUCGACAACAAGGCUUGUAUCAACUACGGCUCUGCCAAGCUCACUGUAUAUGCAUGGGCACCUGGUACUAAUCGUAAAUACCGCACUGGUACAAAACUUUACUCUCUUGAUUCUCGUAAAACACCGUUGACUGCGGAAAUACUUAAAGCUGCUGCUGAUACUAUCCUGGAAUCCUGCGGCGGAGAUGAAUAUGUUGGUGAUAUACUGACUGGUGAAUACUACAUCGUAGGUGAUUUCGGAAUAAAGUUUCAGGCAAGAGUUUAUUCCGAAUGGACUGUAUUUGUUGGACCAGUUGCAACUGGUACACAGUAUUGGAUCCGUAUCGACGGCAUAGACUAUAAGGUUGAAUCAGCUGACACUGUUGAAUCAUACCUUAAUAGAAUCCGAGUUCCUUUGCAUAAUGCAAUCAUGAACGAUACCCUAGCUGAACUGGAUUAA